AUGAGGUGCCGAGACCUCAAUGCUGCACUGGGAGAAUGUAAGAGCAAUGCAGCUGCAAGGACCACUCUGUUUUUAUUUGUCUUAAUAGGCAUUUUAAAUUACUGUUUGGCAUACAAUGUUGGUCUCCCAGAUGCACAACUAUUUUCCGGUCCUUCAAAUGAACAGUUUGGCUAUGCAGUACAGCAGUUUAUAAAUCCAAAAGGCAACUGGUUACUGGUUGGUUCACCGUGGACUGGCUUUCCUCAGAACCGAAUGGGAGACGUGUACAAAUGUCCUGUUGGUCAGUCUACUGCCACAUGUGAAAAACUGAACCUGCAAGCUUCAAUAAGCAUCCCAAAUGUCACUGAGAUUAAAAGCAACAUGAAUCUUGGCUUAACCCUCAAGAGGAACCUGGGAAGCGGAGGGUUUCUUACAUGUGGUCCUCUGUGGGCCCAGCAGUGUGGAAAUCAGUAUUACACGACUGGUGUUUGCUCCAAUGUCAGUCCUGAUUUUAAGCUGUUGGCCAGCUUUUCACCUGCAGUUCAGACCUGCCCUUCCCUCAUAGAUGUCGUGGUGGUAUGUGAUGAAUCGAACAGUAUCUAUCCCUGGGAUGCAGUAAAGAAUUUUUUGGAAAAAUUUGUGCAAGGCCUAGAAAUAGGUCCCACAAAGACACAGGUAGCAUUAAUUCAGUAUGCCAAUUCUCCAAGAAUUGUAUUUAACCUGAACACUUUUAAAACCAAAGAGGAAAUGGUUUUAGCUACAUCCCAGACAAACCAACAGGGUGGAGACCUCACAAAUACUUUCAAAGCAAUUCAAUUUGCAAGAGAUUUUGCUUAUUCACCAGCUGCUGGAGGACGACGAGGUGCUACGAAAGUAAUGGUUGUUGUUACUGAUGGUGAAUCCCAUGAUGGGGCUAAGCUGGAAACAGUGAUAGAGCAAUGCAACAAUGAUAAUAUAUUGAGGUUUGGCAUUGCAGUUCUUGGUUACUUAAACAGAAAUGCCCUAGAUACUAAAAAUUUAAUAAAAGAAAUCAAAGCAAUUGCUAGUAUUCCAACAGAAAGAUACUUUUUCAAUGUAUCUGAUGAAGCAGCUCUACUUGAAAAGGCGGGGACAUUAGGAGAACAAAUUUUCAGCAUUGAAGGUACUGUUCAAGGAGGAGAAAACUUCCAGUUGGAAAUGUCACAAGUAGGAUUCAGUGCAGAUUACUCUCCACAGAAUCACAUUCUGAUGCUAGGCGCAGUGGGAGCUUUUGAUUGGAGCGGAACUGUUGUCCAGAAGACAUCUCAUGGGCAUUUAAUCUUUCCUAAAAAAGCAUUUGAACAAAUUCUGCAAGAUAAAAAUCACAGUUCAUAUUUAGGUUAUUCUGUUGCUGCAAUUUCGACUGAAAAAAGUGUCCAUUUUGUUGCUGGUGCUCCUCGGGCAAAUUACACUGGCCACAUCGUCCUGUACAGUGUGAAUAAGAAUGGCAAUGUCACGGUUAUUCAGUCUUACAGAGGAGGGCAGAUUGGCUCAUAUUUUGGUAGUGUGCUGUGCUCAGUUGAUGUGGAUAGAGACACCAUUACUGAUGUGCUCUUGGUGGGUGCACCAAUGUUCAUGAAUGACCUCAAGAAAGAGGAAGGAAGGGUCUAUCUGUUUACCAUCACAAAGGGCAUUUUGGAUAAGUACCAGUUUCUUGAAGGACCCAAGGGCACUGAAAAUGCUCGCUUUGGCUCAGCAAUUGCAGCUCUUUCAGACAUCAACAUGGAUGGCUUUAAUGACGUGAUUGUUGGCUCACCUUUAGAAAAUCAGAAUUCUGGAGCUGUGUACAUUUACAAUGGUCAACAGGACACUAUCCGCACAAAAUAUUCCCAGAAAAUCUUGGGAUCUGACAGAGUCUUCAGAAACCGUCUCCAGUUUUUUGGGAGAUCUUUGGAUGGCUAUGGAGAUCUAAAUGGGGAUUCCAUUACUGAUGUGUCCAUUGGUGCUUUUGGACAAGUGGUUCAACUCUGGUCACAAAGUAUUGCUGAAGUAUCUGUACAAGCUUUAUUCCAACCAGACAAAAUCCUCUUGCUCAACAAGAACGCUGAGAUAAUGCUAGAAAUCUGCUACAAUGCUAAGUUUAGACCUACAAGGCAAAAUAAUCAAGUGGCCAUCAUGACGAACAUCACAUUGGAUGCAGAUGGCCAUUCAUCCAGAGUGACCUCCAGGGGUGUAUUCGAGGAAAAUAAUGAAAGGGUUUUGCAAAGGAGUAUGGUACUGACUCAAGAACGAAGGUGCUCUACCAACAGGAUUCAGAUACAAAAGCCCACUGAUGUCGUCAAUGCUUUUCCUGUGCGUGUGGACAUCGGUUUGGAAAAGCCUGGCACCAGCCCUGCCCUUGAAGCCUAUUCUGAGACUGUCAAGGUUUUCAGUAUCCCUUUUCAUAAGGACUGUGCUGGUGACAAAGUUUGCAUCUCUGAUCUGGUCCUGGAUGUCCAACAGCUACCAGAUGCUCAAAACCAACCCUUUAUCGUCAGCAAUCAAAACAAAAGGUUAACAUUUUCAGUAAAACUGAAAAACAAAAAAGAAAAUGCUUACAACACUAAAAUUGUUGCUGAAUUUUCAGAAAACCUAUUUUUCGCUUCAUUCUCCAUGCCGGUUGAUGGAACAGAAGUUACCUGUGAGGUUGAUUCCCGUCCAAAAUCUGUGACCUGUGAUGUGGGGUACCCGGCUUUAAAGAACAAACAACAGGUGACUUUUAAUUUCAACUUUGAUUUUGAUCUCCAAAAUGUCCAGAAUCAGUCAUCCAUCUCUUUCCAAGCCUUCAGUGAGAGUAAGGAAUCUAAUCCAGCAGAUAAUACAGUCGACCUUAAAAUUCCUCUCCUGUACGAUGCAGAAAUUCACUUAACCAGAUCCACCAACAUCAAUUUUCACGAGGUCUCUUCAGAGGAGAAUGUUCCUUUAGUCGUGAACAAUUUUGAAGAUAUUGGUCCAAAAUUUGUCUUUUCCCUUAAGGUCACAACAGGAACUGUUCCGGUGAGCAUGGCGUCUGUAGUCAUCCAUCUCCCUCAGUACACCAAAGAAAAGAACCCACUCAUGUACCUGACUGGGGUGGACACAGACAAAACUGGUGAUAUCACUUGUAAAGCAGAAAUAAACCCACUGAAAAUAGGACAGACCUCCUCUUCUGUGUCUUUCAAGAGUGAAAACUUCUGGCACAUGAAAGAAUUGAGCUGUCCAGCUGUUGCCUGCAGUAAUGUCACCUGCUGGCUGAAAGAUCUUCACACGAAAGGAGAGUACUUCAUCAAUGUGACUACCAGAAUUUGGAAUAGGACUUUUGCUGCUUCAACUUUCCAGGCAGUACAGCUGACUGCAGCUGCAGAAAUCGACACAAAUAAUCCCCAGCUCUAUGUGAUUGAAGAUAACAUUGUCAAAAUUGCCCUUAUGAUCAUGAAACCUGGUGAGAAAGCCGAAAUACCAACGGGGGUCAUAGUAGGGAGUAUAAUUGCUGGAAUCCUUCUACUGGCAGCCCUGGUGGCAGUUUUGUGGAAGCUUGGAUUCUUCAAGAGAAAAUAUGAGAAAAUGAUGAAAAACCCAGAUGAUGUUAAUGAGACCAGGGAACUCAACAGCUGAACAGCCCCGCAGACGCCACCGCAGAGACCACGGCCGGUCACAGCCCAGCCAGGGCUUACUAUGACCACAAUUGGGUUUAUUUUUUUAAGUCCCACUUUUUUUUUAUAAUAACAGUCCAGGUAAAUUAGCCUGGCAUUAUAAAAGAGA
Messenger RNA from Dipodomys ordii (Ord's kangaroo rat), 3717 nucleotides. It is a transcript of the gene Itga2, whose product is annotated as integrin, alpha 2 (CD49B, alpha 2 subunit of VLA-2 receptor). Bases 1 to 3570 code for a protein of 1189 amino acids. Gene Ontology annotation, biological process: cell-cell adhesion; cell-matrix adhesion; cell adhesion mediated by integrin. Gene Ontology annotation, molecular function: integrin binding. The record is from RefSeq and is a predicted model, not a curated record. The transcript is spliced from 30 exons. NCBI's taxonomy places the organism in Eukaryota, Metazoa, Chordata, Mammalia, Rodentia, Heteromyidae. Gene Ontology annotation, cellular component: external side of plasma membrane; integrin complex.